CUCAAACUAUCCCAACAAUCACUGCCGAACAUCCCGGCUACAGCUUCCCGAGCAUUCGUAUGGACGGAAACCUACAUGACGAAAUAUCGUAGGAUUCAUUUUCUUGAUAAGCAAUAAGCCCAAAUGGCGGAGUAACCAAUCAUAUCUUCUAUUUCUUGGGCGUCAUAUUGUGGCAGAGAAAUGUUGUUUAUAUGAAUACAAGACAUUCCCAUCGUCGGUGGCUUUUUGCCGAGGUUAUCACCCCAUCCCUUCAACAAUCCCAAGCUAAUUUCAGCUUCUUCAACAACCAUGAAAAUGUUCAGCGCUUUGUUAACAGGCCUUUACGGCAGCUUUUUGGCACAUGCGUAUCCCGUUGAUCAUCCUGCCAAGUUCUCGAGGCUUAUCGUUUUUGGUGAUAGUUUCAGCGAUAACGGGAAUGGUUCUUGGGUCGUGAGCAAUGGGACCUGGCCUGUUGAUCCAGCGUACUACCACCAUUCUUUCUCGAAUGGACCGAAAUGGAACGAUGUAGUGGCGAAGCAGCUUGGUCUUGAGCUCAUCAAUCUCGCCACUGGUGGAGCGACUACGAACAAUGACUUUGUCGCUGGAGGUACAGGUGCUGAAUCGACGAUUCCUGUGCCUUCAGCUGCCGAUCAAGUUCUGUCAUUCUUGUCUUGGGAUACACCUCAGGCUGGUGAUAUCUUUGUUCACUGGAUUGGAGCCAAUGAUAUCCUUUUCAAUACGAGUAUUACUGGAGGACAGGUUACGAGUUUGAUCAACGAGAACAUCAACAGAUUAUAUCAAGCUGGUGCAAAGAAUAUAAUUCUAGCGAAUUAUCUCAACGCAACAACCUUCCCAGCAACAUACAAUUCCUCAACCUACAACGUUCCCAGUGUCCAGGACUACGUCCCCGCCUUGACAAAAGGUCUGGAGCAAAUCGCGGCAGGAUACUCAGCAUACGCCAAAACCGCAGUGAUCGACGUUCAAGCUUUAUUCAAUGACUUGUUUUCGGAUCCCGAGGCGUACGGGUUCGAUGAGGACUAUGUUAAUCCUCCGACUGCAUGUCUCACGGGCGUUUAUACGAGCGAAGGUGUUCCACGACAGUUAUGCGGUGAUCCCGAGAAGCAUAUCUUCUUUGAUUCAUAUCAUCCUGUUAAAGAGGUACAUGCUUUGGUAGCUAAGUUAUUCGUGGAGAGUAUUGGCGGAUUUUCGGCUUGAUGUUGUUGGUCAAGUCGUGGGACGCAAGAAAACUUAGGAUAUCUAUCCUAGACUUCGUUCCAUACAGACACGCAAGUAGUUAGUGCAAGCCUGUUCUUACUCUGAGAUACCGCAAGCCUCACCUGUUGCAAUAUUUCCAAGUGACCACUUGGCAAGAAUCCAUUCGUCCAAGAUGGAAAGGCUGUUGGUCCGACAUUGAACCUUGUUGCUCGGUUCAUAAGCUAUAGGGAGGACUUAUGAACUGUAAGAAUAGACUGCCAAUAAUGAAGCAAUAUAACUGUGGUUAC
Molecule: messenger RNA, 1481 nt
Organism: Fusarium redolens
Lineage: Eukaryota; Fungi; Ascomycota; Sordariomycetes; Hypocreales; Nectriaceae
Product: GDSL lipase/esterase
Exons: 3
Coding region: 289-1194 (301 amino acids)
Molecular function (GO): hydrolase activity, acting on ester bonds
Source: RefSeq, a predicted model, not a curated record